Messenger RNA from Daldinia childiae, 2808 nucleotides. Its product is annotated as D-arabinitol 2-dehydrogenase [ribulose-forming]. Bases 1 to 2808 code for a protein of 935 amino acids. The record is from RefSeq and is a predicted model, not a curated record. The transcript is spliced from 4 exons. Lineage: Eukaryota; Fungi; Ascomycota; Sordariomycetes; Xylariales; Hypoxylaceae. Gene Ontology annotation, molecular function: oxidoreductase activity.
AUGGAGAACGUCCCACAAAGCGGGAGUGGAAAUAACGAAGUAUACUAUCUCGGUAACCAACCCGAAUAUUAUUACCCUUCCGGCUACAAUACCUAUGCAGGUUAUACGGGUUAUACGGGUCAAAUUGAUGGCUCUUUCGAAUAUCAACCAGUCCAUGGGGAUCUAGGUCAACCGCAAGGGCACGCGCCGGAACCGUCACUAUCGCCAUACUACGUCCAAGACAAGUCUGGGUCUAGCUUCCCGACUGUUAGCAGUAAAUCGCUUCCUCCUCAAGCGCCCUCCCCACAUCCUACACAGUUCGAAUAUUCCAACGCCGAGGAACCUUUUCUAUUAACACCAUCCAAAUCAAAACCCCAAAUCAUCUCGACUCGCGGACACAACUGGAACUUGGAGAUAGGGGCGCUAGUUCUUAGUUUUAGCGCAUUGGCAGCCUUGAUUGCGCUGUUGAUAUACGUGGAUGGUCGCCCGCUAUCUGAUUGGAAAGGUUCUAUCUCGGUCAACGUCGUAAUCUCCGGCUUGGGGGCUGUGGCUCGAACAUCUCUAGGAUUUGCCAUCAGUUCGUGUCUUGGUCAAGCUAAAUGGAACUGGUUCAAAAAGCGACCAGACAACCUCGUCGCUUUUGAUAGGUUUGAUGAUGCUAGCCGUGGGCCAUGGGGAAGCUUAUGGCUUAUUAUUUGGCUUCGAAUCCGACAUUGGGUAGCCAUCGGUGCAGUCGUUACAAUAUUAUUAAUGGCUUUCGAACCAUUCCUACAAGCGGUUAUUUCAUUUCCAGGGCAGGUUGACCCGAGCGUCGAUUCUUCUAUGAUCCAACUCAGCCGCAGCGAGGCACUUGAUGUAGGCUCGUAUACUGGUGACCCCUCGACUGGAGUUGGGGGGCUACAACUGACGCCUUCUGACUUGACUAUAUCACUUGACCCCUUUGAAUCCCUGCCAGACUUGGGGAUGCUAUCCUCGUUCAAUAACGGAUUUUACAAUUCUUCAAAUCGUGAUAAGCAAACCACUUCAUUCACUUGUCCUACUGCAAAUUGUACCUGGCCGACAUUCACCUCGUUGGCCGUUUGUAGCUCAUGUAGCAACGUAACGAACCACUUACAACGCUUUUAUGAAUACGGAAUGAAUAAAGGAACUCUAUCCUCAAAUACUAAGGCGAUAACUGCAAACUUCACUAUAAACUCUUUACCAAGUCUCAACCUUUCAAAUCCGUCCGACAUUGACCUGGCCGAGGGUAAAACUCUUUUCUCCCUGGUUGCCUUCAUGUCUGCAACAAGGAUUACUGACCCGAAGCUUACCCUCGCAUAUCAAAACUUAACGACAAUGAUUACUGCAGUAGAGGUUCUAAGAGCCGCGCCGGAAUACGAAGCAGGAAAGCUGACAUGGGACGAGACUCCAGUUUCGGCAACCGAAUGUGCUUUAUAUUUUUGCACUAACGCGUAUGAGUCUAACGUCGAGAAAGGUGUCCUUACGGAAAACAUUGUGGCAUCUUGGGCUGAACGGAACUUUGAUUCUUAUCGUGACCUUGAGGACGUUAAGAACUUCGAUGCCUACGAGAAGUGGAAUAACUAUUCACUCUAUUCUCAAAACGGAGAUGUCAAACGAAGUAAUCUCGAAUUAUUCAUACCUGAUGAAGAUAUAGAAAAAUAUAAACUACCAGAAGAUGUUACUCGACGCUUCAACCUUACGGAAAACACUGUUGGCAGCACAACUCGCUUUGUCAAUGAGGGUCUCUUGAACAAAGUUAUGACUUGGCCUAUAGGACUAAACACCGAACCAAUCCCAGUUGCACAAGCUCUAUACCAAAGCCAAGAUUUAUCGGCUACCUUUGACCAGGUUGCCUGGACCGUGUCGAAUUGGAUGCGCGACAUUUCUGAUGUGAAAACACCAGGCGUUGGGCGAGAGUUAUUGCACUCUUCACCUAGUCUGCUAUCGAAACCUACCAACCCGGAUCCGCGAGAAAAUCCGGCGGACGAAUUAGCCCCUAAUGCUGACAUUAAUGUUGGUCAGAAGCGGUUCGCUGAUUUCGACUUGAAGGGCAGAGUCUUCGUCGUGACGGGAGCUGCAAGGGGUUUAGGUCUUGCUCUUGCUGAGAGCCUUGUUGAGGCUGGAGGAAAAGUUUACUGUCUCGACCGUGAAGAAAAACCUGAUGAGUACUGGGCAGAGGCUAGAAGACGAGUAGUCCCCGAAUGGGGAGGUUCGCUUCAUUACCGGCAGCAAGAUGUCCUUGACACAAAACACCUGGAUAAGACGAUAACGGAUAUCGCAGAUGAUAACGGGCGUCUAGACGGUGUCAUUGCUGCCGCCGGUAUCCAACAAAUUACACCAGCUGUCGAAUAUGAGCCGGCUGAUUCUGCUAAGAUGCUAGCCGUUAACUUCACAGGCGUAUUAAUGACCGCGACAUCCGCCGCUCGUCAGAUGAUGAAGUACAAAUGCCGAGGAAGCAUAUGUCUCGUAGCAAGCAUGAGCGGCAGCGUAGCCAACAGAGGCCUCCUAUCGCCGGUCUACAAUUCGUCCAAGGCCGCGCUGAUCCAGCUGGCGCGUAGUUUAUCAAUGGAAUGGAGCCCGAUAAAGGGCGAUGGCACGGGAGGGAUCCGCGUCAACUGUCUGAGCCCCGGACACAUCUUGACGCCUAUGGUACUUAAGAAUUUCGAGGAGGUGCCUUCUCUUAAGGACAAGUGGAAAGGCGAAAAUAUGAUGGGGAGGCUGUCGACGACGACGGAAUUCAAGGGCGCGGCGUUGUUCCUCUUGAGCAAUGCGAGUAGCUUCAUGACUGGAUCUAAUCUUGUGAUAGACGGUGGACAUACUUCGUGGUAG